This is a messenger RNA of Cryptomeria japonica (Japanese cedar), 3309 nucleotides long. RefSeq names its product probable LRR receptor-like serine/threonine-protein kinase At1g67720. Gene Ontology annotation, biological process: protein phosphorylation. Gene Ontology annotation, molecular function: protein kinase activity; ATP binding. The record is from RefSeq and is a predicted model, not a curated record. The transcript has 14 exons. NCBI's taxonomy places the organism in Eukaryota, Viridiplantae, Streptophyta, Pinopsida, Cupressales, Cupressaceae. The coding region runs from base 348 to 2975 and encodes 875 amino acids.
UCAGGCAUCAUUCAGAAGCCUGUGUUUAUACGGCACCUAGACUGUACCAUUGACCAUGUUUUCAAAACCACAUAUCUUAAAUACAUCUUGACUUUUGUAUGACUUCAAUUGAUUUUACUCUUCAAUUCCCAUGACUUUAGGUCAUGUGGAGGAAAAAUUCAGACAUUACCCAAAGCCACUGUAAACGAAAUUUCCUUUUGACUGAUGUGAGAUUCCAUUUUAAUUCCACUCUUUCAAAAUGCCAAAAUUCAACAGAUAGGAAUCAUUAACUUCAACAUUGCAUUCUCUGUGCUUGAUCAAUCUUAUUAUAAUAAACAGCUGUUUGUAAGAGAUCUGUGUGUGAGCAGAUGGAGGAGUUUAGAUGGAUGAUACUAGCGCUGCUGUUUUUCUUUGCUGCAGCCCAAGCCCAAACAGGCUUUCUGAAUCUCGAUUGCGGCGCCACAGUAAACAGCACAGAUCCUAAGACAAACCUAACAUGGGGUAUUGACUCCAAGGAAUACAUAAAUGUUGGUGAACAAGCAAAUGUUAGCAACUCAAGUCUAGAUUUUUACUUGCAGUCUCUGCGUUAUUUUCCAAAGCCUUAUAAUAAAUCUUGCUAUAGCUUGCCUGUGGUUCCCAAUACGCCCUAUAUGUUAAGGCUGUGGUUUCAUUUUGGUAACUACAAUGGAAAUACAAAUCCUCCAAGCUUUAAUGUCUCUGUGGAGACGCAGGGUAUGCUCUAUAGACAGAUGGAGAAUAUCGCAGUUGCAGGAACCCCAAAUUGGGAUACUGAAAAGAUUUUGACUACUGGUUCCGCUGAAAGACUAUAUGUUUGCUUUAUUCGUACAUUGGAUGGUAGUGAUAAUGAUCCUUUUGUUUCUGCAAUUCAGUUAAGGAAGCUUUUAAAUGGCAUGUAUGACCUGCAAGACAAGGGACUAAUGCUGAAUUCGGUAUUAAGAUAUGAUUUGGGUGGGGAAUCCCUAAUCAGGUACAAAGGAGAUGACUUUGAUCGCUUCUGGCAAGUCAACAGCACAGAGGAUUUAUAUAACAGGGGUCUUGUUGCAACUAGCAGUACUGAAGCAGAGAUUUCUAGUGACAAUAGUAGUAGUAACUACCCUCCUUCUAAGGUCAUGCAAACAGCAAUAGUUGCAAAAGCAAAUGUCAGCCGGUUGUUUCUAAAUCUGACAGCAGUAAAGAAAAAAACAUUAAUUGCCCUGUAUUUCGGAGAGAUAGAGUCAGUGAACACCUCUCAAUCGAGGAUUUUUAAUGUUACAAUAAAUGGCCAACCACAUGGCACUGUAAAUUUUUCUAUGGAUAGUUAUGUCAUUGGGAAAAAGAUUAAGUUGCCAAGUACACAGGCAAGAGAGCUAGUAAUAUCUCUCAAUUCAAUAAAAGGGCAGGGGAAUUCCAGUCGCGGGCCUCUUAUAAAUGCUCUGGAGCAAUAUAACAUAAUGGAUACAGAACCUGAAACUUCUGCAGAUGAUGUCAGUGCACUUCUGAAUAUGAAUAAGGAAUUUGGUAUCAGUGACUGGAUAUCUGAUCCUUGCUUUAGUAUUGAGUGGAGUGGAAUCAAAUGUGACAAAGGCAAUCCAGUUCGAGUCUUGGAAAUCGAUUUGAAUGGAAGGAAUCUACCAGGGUCUUUAAAAGAUGUGUGCAAUUUAACCAGAUUGGAGAAACUAAAUCUUCAAAACAACAGGUUGAGUGGCUCCAUACCACCUUGUCUCUCCAAUUUCAGUAACUUAAGGGAGCUGGACAUACGGGACAAUAAUUUUAGUGGAAAAAUUCCUGCCGAACUUUUCCAUCGUAAUUUGAUUUUCAGGUACUCUGGGAAUCAAUUUCUUGUCCUACCCAAAGGUAAAAACAAAGGGCCGAUGAUUGCAGCAAUCAUUGGUGGCAUCCUUGCUGUUCUAUUAGUCCUGAUUUCAAUGCUCGUUUAUCGUAAAAGACAGUCUGCAAAACCAGAUAAUAGAUCGAUCAAGGUACCGAAUCCUGUAAGAUCUCGUUCAUUUAGCGUAGCAGAGCUGAGGACAGCGACUCAGGAUUUCAGUGAAGAGAUCGGACAAGGGGGUUUUGGAACCGUCUUCUAUGGUAAAUUAGUGGAUGGAAAUGAAAUCGCUGUCAAAGUACUGUCCUCUUCAUCGAAGCAAGGAGUGGAUGAGUUUCUAAAUGAGAUUGAUCUUCUAUCGAGAGUGAAUCACACGAACUUGGUAUGUUUGCUUGGCUACUGCGACUCCUCGAAGGAGCUUAUGCUUGUUUACGAGUACAUGGGAGGAAGAUCACUGAGGGAUCACCUGUAUGGUUCUUUGGCAUAUCCCUCUACCCUAGAUUGGAAAGCUAGGAUUCGAGUAGCCUUAGAUGCAGCAGAAGGACUGGAAUACUUGCAUUGGAGGGCCACACCAAAAAUCAUUCACAGAGAUGUGAAGAGUUCAAACAUCCUGCUAGACUUGAAUAUGAGGGCAAAAGUUGCAGAUUUUGGGCUUUCAAGAAUUCUUCGAGAUGAUGCAAUCUCUCAUGUGACUACCACCGUUAAAGGAACAAUGGGAUACAUGGAUCCAGAGUAUUUUGGCACCAACAAAUUGACAGAGAAAAGUGAUGUAUUUAGCUUUGGAGUGGUCUUGUUAGAGAUAAUAUGUGGAAGAAGACCAAUCGAAGAUGUAGAAUGUGAUGACGAAGUCAAUCUUGUGAGAUGGGUUAUGCUCCAUACAGAGGCAGACCAAGACCCUCCUCGUCACCUGAUAGACAUCAUAGAUAAGAGGUUGGUUUUGGGUGAAAAUGAGAUGGAAUGUUUCAAUUGUGUUGUUAAUCUGGCACUUAAAUGUGUGGAGAGAGAAGGAUACAAGAGACCCUCCAUGAAUGAGGUUGUGGCAGGGAUAAAAGAGGCUAUGCUUUACAUCGAGCCUAAAGACAUAAGUUCCGGAACAUCUGUGGAUGCCCCGUCCUCUGAGGCAUAUAGUGUAGCUGAUUAUAGUAGCAGCCUGCUUCAUCUUGGCAGAUGAUACACAUUUUCAUCUAAAUCAUUCAUGAGCUCGCUCAACGACUCAAUGAAUAUAUAGAAUAGCAUUGGGGAAAUUUAAUAGUUCUAGUUUGUGUUAUAUUAAUUGUCUUUAACUUAGGCCAUACAAUCCUACAACGAAAUAAUGUUUCUAUUACCCCAAUCUCAUGUAGAGAGUAUCAGUAAAAUUCUAUGAUUGCCAUCUUUUAUCCAAUUGUCGAAGUUUUAACCGUGCUUGGUCAAUGGCCACAUACAAGUUAGCAUUGCAUAGUCUAUGGUGUAAUGGAUAGACUCUGUAGAAGUUCAUAUCAAUGGAUGAAGCCCAUUUAUUAGCUGCA